AAAAUAAAAAAAAUUAAAAUUAAAAGUAAAAUAAUAAAAUAAUAAAUGUCAUCAGGCAUUGAAUAAUCUUAAAAUCCAAUCGAUUAAUCAAACUUUCAUGUAUGCGUUCGUAUAAAGCCAACAAACAACUUAUGUUAUGAAAACCAAGGUCACAUAGAAGGUUAAAAAUACAUACGAGCAGGUCAGGACAGUUCAAUAUUGUUAGUUUAACCACAUUCUACAUAAGGUGAUUAAGUAUUCAUCUAUGACGAAGUAUUUGAUUCUAAAACUUAAACAAUGUAAAUAUUUAAUUAAGCAGUACUUCCUACAUUAGAAGAUUCUUUAUUUAAAGGAUUUAGUCAUACUAUAUUAGUAUAUGGAAUGACCGGAUCAGGCAAAACAUUUACUAUGUUCGGUGAUAAUUUCGAGGAGAGUAUGCUUAUAUAGGAUAAUUCUAAUAAUAAAAGCAUUUAUGAAAGUAAUACAUAAUAAUAAGAUGCAUAACCUUAAUAUACAGGAAACGAAGGCGGGAUAGUAUUUUAGACUGUAAAAUAUGUACUAAAUUAGAAAAAAAAACAAGAAUAAAAAUGA
Messenger RNA from Ichthyophthirius multifiliis, 570 nucleotides. RefSeq names its product kinesin motor domain protein. Gene Ontology annotation, molecular function: microtubule motor activity; microtubule binding; ATP binding. The annotation marks the transcript as partial. The record is from RefSeq and is a predicted model, not a curated record. Gene Ontology annotation, biological process: microtubule-based movement. Lineage: Eukaryota; Ciliophora; Oligohymenophorea; Hymenostomatida. The transcript has 2 exons.